CUGCCCACUCCCACUCUGGCUGCCGGCCGACGCUCGAUCCUCCCGCUCCUGCCAUCUCCCCACCUCGAGGACAGCGUCUCUUGCCAUGGGCCUCGUCUCGGACUACCCGCUCCUCCUGGAGCUGCUCGUGCUGUUUCUCGCCGCAUUCGGCGCGCUGUUCUUCUUCCUGCAGUCCAUCUCGCCGGCACCAAGACCUCCCACCAAGAACGAAACCUCCUUCGUCGACUGCAUCACCAAGGAGAAGACGCCCUUCCCUUCGUUGCUGGAUGAGUCGCCGGCCGAGGUCGAGCUGUCGAUCGUCAUCCCGGCCUACAACGAGUCCAAGCGUCUGCCACUCAUGCUUGCCGAGACCUUCGAGUAUCUCCAGGAUCGCAAAAAGAAAACCUCAUCAUUCACGUACGAAAUCAUUGUCGUCAACGACGGAAGCACCGAUGACACCGAUGCCGUGGUCCGCAGCAUUGCUAUGAAACAAAAGCUGAGCACUAUCCGUGUCAUGAAUCUGGAACACAACCGUGGCAAGGGCGGCGCCGUCACCCAGGGCAUGAUGGUGGCCCGAGGCCAGCGCCUGCUCUUCGUGGAUGCUGAUGGAGCGACAAAGUUCUCUGAUCUCGACAAGCUCGAAGCCGCCAUGGAUCGCAUCGUUUCCAAAGGCCAGGCCAUUGUCGUUGGCUCUCGCGCCCACAUGGUCACGUCCGACGCUGUCGUAAAGCGCUCCUUCAUUCGCAACUUCUUGAUGCGUGGAUUCCAUACGCUGCUCUUUGUCCUGGGAAUCGGCACGAUCAAGGAUACUCAGUGCGGUUUCAAGCUCAUCAGUCGCAAGGCCGCCCAGCUCAUCUUCCCAAACAUGCACGUCGAGGGCUGGAUUUUCGACAUCGAGCUCCUCCUCCUUGGCUACCACUUUGGCGUCCCGAUCCAGGAGGUCCCUGUCACCUGGCACGAAGUCGAUGGCAGCAAGGUCUCGCUGCUCAAAGACUCAAUCAAGAUGCUCCUUGACCUGCUCAACAUCCGCCUUAAUUACCUGCUCGGCGUUUGGCAAGUCAAUGCAUCUCCCAAGCGCCUCCAGCGCCCGAAAUCCGACUAAGAUCCACUUUCCCCAUGCUUGCACCGACUGCAUGCACUGUCGAGCCGAGGCUGCAUUGCCAUCCUCCAGUUCCGAAAUAGAAACGAGUCCCGCACUACUUCUCGAGCGAUAGCCAGCCAGUCCGCCUUGUUUUCUGGU
Messenger RNA from Polychytrium aggregatum, 1219 nucleotides. Its product is annotated as dolichyl-phosphate beta-glucosyltransferase Alg5. The record is from RefSeq and is a predicted model, not a curated record. Gene Ontology annotation, cellular component: endoplasmic reticulum membrane. Bases 86 to 1081 code for a protein of 331 amino acids. Lineage: Eukaryota; Fungi; Chytridiomycota; Chytridiomycetes; Polychytriales. The transcript has 3 exons.